AUGACGCCAGAAUGGGGCAGCAUGCCGCUUCUUCCACUGAGGUGUGUGUUGGAUCACCUGAGCAUGGAGGAUGCACUGGCAGCUAUGUCCACCUGCCGCCAUUGGAGAAAUACUAUAUUACUCUAUGAGGGACACAAAGACACAUUAAAGUUACGAGCGAAACAAAUGAGAAAGAAUUUAUUCCUGACCCGUAUCUUCAGGCGGUACACACGAAAGCUUCACAUAUACUUAGACGGCAACGAAGACGAACUGGAGAAAUUCAUGAACCUUGUGCUUCCACAAUAUUUUGACACAGUGAAGCUACGGGAAUUAAUAUUUAUAGGACCAAGCUAUUUACAGCAAAAUCAUAAUGUGCCAUUUACCAAACUGAAGAGGAUAUUAACAGAGAGUUUGAUCUUUAAAAAUAUACAUUGUAUUGAGACGUUUGCACUAUUAGGCUGUGAAUUGGACGUCGCGGACAACGUGGAGAAGGAUAUUCACAAACACAUCGAAUACUACUCGCGAGGGCUACUGUUUAGCCACCAUAGCAUCAUAUCAGCUGUUAACUUGGAAAUCCACGAUUUCUCUUCUACGUUGAGGCACAUAAUAGUAGACUACUCCCAGAUAAACACGUCCAGUCUACGUACAUUGGGAGUCCUUCGUCAGUUGCGUUACCUGACACUGAACAUAACGAACAAGCGCAUUCCUUGGCCCCAGAUCGACUGGGGCCACGUGCAAAGCAUGUAUGUUGAACCGCUGCAAGUCAUUAUUAACAUUAUCGCAGUGCCAUACAGGAGGUUCAACGACAUAAUGGACAAUAUUCUGGUCGAAGAGCUCAACCUGAUAUCUUUAAAAGUCAUGUUUUGUAAAUCUUUAUACACUCCUCUUCUGUCGCACGUUUCACGUUUGUACCAGGAGUCUCUACGUGAAGUGGUGUGGGCUGAUAGCCCUUACGAGUCCAACGACCCUUAUCAUCGCAUCGUGAGACCUAUGCGACAAAUGCAGCCCGAUCAUUUCGCACAUGUGAACCCAUUCGUGUUACUUUGCUGGCAAUGUACACAUUUAAGGAGACUGGCCAUUCAUGGUUACUGGAUGUGGCACUAUGACCUGCUGGGCUUCGUUCGCCUGCGAAAGACAUUGACUCGGCUGGAGAUAUCCGCUAUAUACAACAAGCAGGGACAAUUUGACAACGAGCUGCAGAUGAGCGAGGAGGGUGCCGUCAGGGUCAUGGUGGCCGACCGACCUGCAAAACUGGACACCGUCUGUAUAGAUGAGGUGAACGAAUACACCGAGUUCAACUGGCAGCCGAUAGCGUGGGGCUCGCUGCACCGCGGGCUGCGCGCGCGCGCGUCUCCGGCCGAGCGCGCCGACUUCCUGCUCAGCGAGGCGCGCCAGCCCCUCGGCGUCACGUUGUAUUGA
Molecule: messenger RNA, 1398 nt
Organism: Arctia plantaginis
Lineage: Eukaryota; Metazoa; Arthropoda; Insecta; Lepidoptera; Erebidae
Source: the annotation of a GenBank genome assembly